Molecule: messenger RNA, 4227 nt
Organism: Linum trigynum
Lineage: Eukaryota; Viridiplantae; Streptophyta; Magnoliopsida; Malpighiales; Linaceae
Source: the annotation of a GenBank genome assembly
UUGCUCGGUCUCUAUUCUGAUGUCUUGAGUUGGAUGCAUGAGUUGACUGUUUUGAGUAAGUGGUUGAGUGAAGUCUAGGUUGGUUGGUGAACAGAAGGGAGACUCUUCCUUUACUCGAUUUUGCUGCACUCGAAUGUCCUUUGUGGUGGUUGUCCAGGUUACUAUUGAAGUUGGUCAGGUAUUGAUGUUUGAAAACCAGUACGAUUCACGUGUUCUGAGCCUAUAUGAUUUGUCCCCAAUGUUGGUUGAUUGAAAUAUGUGAGCUUACCUUGUGUCUGACUUGGUUUGCUUGGGGACAAGCAAACGGUUGAGUGUGGGGGAGUUUGAUAAGCCGUUAAUUGCACAUGUUUUUACCCCUAUUCUGGAGCCGUUUGAGAUGGUAAUUCUCGUGUUUUAGGCCGAUUUCACGCUAGGUUGUGUUUGUUUGUGAUAUUUCAGGUCCUAGCAAGUGAAGGAAGGUUUUGGAGCGAGUUCGGGGUCAAUUGGACGAAGAUCGGGCUCGAGGCAAGUCGAAAAGGAAGUCACACGGGCACACCCACAAUUCACACGGCCUUGCACGUGACCCCUUUGGCCGUGUGAGAUUGUGCGAGCCUUCACACGGCUUGCCCUGAUAUCCACACGGCCGUGUGAAGGAGUGCUUUGGCCGUGUGGAAUUCUGUGAGGCUUCACACGGCCAGGCAUGGUGAUCCACACGGCCGUGUGACCCUGGCCGUGUAGGUUGACUGAAGUGCAAUUAAUCGGAACGCAGCGUUUUGAAGUCACACGGGCAACUGGGUAUGCCACACGGCCGUGUGGCCCAGCCCAUGUGAGUCGGGAAUUCCUAGUUUUAACCCAAUUUCGGGCUGCAAGAGAGGGAAUCAGACUUUUUGAGCAAAAACAGAGCCCUAGAGAGAGAAAGUACGAAGAACACAUCCUAGAAGCUAUCUUGGAGCUGGGUUUCGUCAAAUCAAGCUUGGAGAUCGUCAUAGGAGUGGAAAUCAUCAUCCCAGAGCAAAUUCUUCCCAUUGUAAUGAGUAUGACUGCUUUAUACCUUGUUUUCCUCUCUCUCUCUCUAUGGAGUAGAACCCCUCUCUCACUUGGGGAAGAAGAACCCUAGUUCUAUGUGUUAGGGAUUGAUUGUAAUGACUUGGGAUGAUAUUACUGUUUGAUUUUAAUCGAAUGAUGCAUGUGUAUUGAGUCAAUUGAAGUCUGAUCAACUUUUCCUGAUUCCUGCUGCAAUCUGAGAUAGAUAGAAUCUGAUUAGGUUGCUAGAGUCUCAUCAUUCGGUAGUAGGAGAUUGGCUAUACGAGAGUCAGCCAGUUUACUGCUUUGUACUGGAAUCCAAUUCCAGUAGUGGAGUUCUGUUCUUAUUGCUUCAGCUUUCUAUCCCGGUGAAGACUAGUCGUCUGUCGGGUAGUCAGACUGAGAGGGCUUGGUCAGCUUAAGAGAUUCCAAGCUACUGUCGGAUCUUCCGCAGUCUAAUCAACAGUAAAUCAACCCAGGGAAAUAAAAUUGAAACCUAACUAAGGAGCUAGGGGGACUCAUUCCCGAGUGACACUUACCUGCUUGAGAAAACCGUACCAAUUCCUGCUUUCUUUCUGCUUUUGCUUUUAAACAACAAUCACUUACUUUAGUUGGCUAGAUAAUAGAUAAUCACUGAGUAAGCAGUAGAUCUAGACCCCGAGUUGAUAAUAUCACUUGUCACUUUACUGCAUUCCCGGUCUGCGAUUACACUUGGUCGCAGAUUGGUGUUGUGUUUUAGAGCAUCACCGAGCCGGUCGUUGGUGUUGGAGGUCAUUCUAGAGACGGUCAAACAUCUGGUAUCCAUGGUGGAGGUGAAUUAUAUGGAGAUCCCUACCAAAGUUACCAUGAUCCUCAUUCCGAUUUUCAAUACCAAGAGCAAGGUGAAGGUCAUCAUCAAUCUUACCCGUCAUAUGAAGAAGAAGUUCAACCAGACCAUGCCAACCAACCCCAAUACAACUUCCAAUCAGGCAGUGGUUGUUUUCACAACUACCAUUAUGGAGCUGAUGAAGGUUCCUUUCAUGAGCUGGAUCAGAUGGAAGAUGCCCUGCCAGCACCAGUCAGUGACCCCUCCGAUGAAGAAGGAGAGAACAAUGUCAGUGCAGACAGCUCCGACACUCUUGAAGGUGCUGAUGAUUCAGGACCAGAGUCAGACUCAGAUAAGGAUGAUGAGGUGGCUCAUGACAGUGUACCAGUCCCCUACCUACAAUCAUAAUCCAGACGGAGAUUGGAUGGUCGACAGCGAUAUGGAACCGCCGGAGGUUCCAAUAUGGGCUCCACUCACUAGGUUUAUGAAGGGCCAACAAUUUGGCUCGAAGAAGGAGGUGCGGCACGCCAUUGAUACUGAAGCAAUUUAGCUAAAUCUUAUAACUAAAUAAAUUGAAAGUAAUGAUUUAAUUUCAACCAUUAUGAAAAUUAUUUAUGGUAUAUAAGUAAUAGUUUAGUCUUAUAACUAAAUAAAUCAAAAUUAAUGAUUUAAUUUCAACCAUUGUUAAAAUUAUUUAUGAUAUAUAAGUAAUAGUUUAGUCUUAUAACUAAAUUAAUUAAAAUUAAUGAUUUAAUUUAGAAUAUAAUUAUAUUAUAAUUAUAUUAUUAACAAUCAAAAUUUAAGUAAUUUGGGGUUUUUUCCAAGAUAUAUACAUAUAGUCAUAAAAUAAACAUACUAAAUUAAUUGGCAUAAAUAAAAUUUUAAAUGAAUAAUAAUUUAAGGAGAUACAUACAUAUUCAAACAUUUGAAAUUAAUAAAUUCAUUUAAGUACACAUAAAAAUAAAUCGUAUCGGUUGUUUGGUAAGUAAUUUAAUCGUAUUGAUUGUUUUAAAUAAUUUAAUCGAAUACUAUUUCCUAGGCUUUUGGGAGGGGAGGGGAGGGGUGAAAAAAUGAGAGGGGGAGGGGGUAUUUAUACCCAUCAGACCGCACCCUCCAGGGGCGGUUUGGUAAUUUUUCUCCAGUCAAAACCGCGCCUUCCCGGCGCGGUUUACGCUCCCCGAGGGUUGCCGCUCCCUGGCGCUGCGGUCUUCGAUCCGUGGCAAGGAUCGCUGACGUGGGAUGCGUUCUGCCCGCUAGGUCGCCACCUGAUCCUGCGGUCUCCAAGGCCGCUGCCCACCAAACACAGACCGCACCUAGGAGGUGCGGUUCCCAGUCUGACGUGGCGCAAAACGCACCUCCAAGGUGCGGUUUAUACCUAAAACUCUUCUGGAGGGUGCGAUUUACUUAUAAUACGCACCUUCGAGGUGCGGUCUAUUAAAAAUGGUGCUAUUUUUGUAAAUUUUUUCGACUGGGUGCUAGUUUUGUAAUUUUUUUUAAAAGGUGCUAUUAUUUGAAAAAUCCCGAUUUUUGCGGAAUGGAUUAACUAAUUGUUGUAACGGAUUAUGGGAAGUAUUUACUUAAUUAUUAUCUUACCAUUGUUAUGCCUCCAUUAUUUCAUUUUUUAUCGGAUGUCCCCGAAGGUUGCCAACUUGCCAUCCUACCGUAUAGAUAUUUGUCCUCGCCAUUAGGUAGUUCGAUGGGAAAACAUUUGGUGUGUUUCAAAUGUUUAUCAUCCGACGGGUUUCAAUAAUUACUAUUACUAUCUUCAGUCAGGUUUAUUUGGUUGAACGGAUCUGGGUGGUUUCAAUAAGAAUUAUAAUCAUCUUCUGGUUAAGAGUUAUGGAAGUGUUUUUUUUUAACAGAAGAGAAAAUACGUGCCUUAGUUUGCCAUCCAGUUAUUUGGUAUGAAUGAUAAUAUUAAUAUGAGCGGCUGAUUAAUAUUGUCACCAGUUGCGCUAUUGGUAAUUCUUCUAGCGCUAACUUGUUUGAAUUAUAAGUGCCAUGAAUUAUUGUGAUAUGAUCCAAAUCCGAAGAGAAUCCUCGAACUCGGAUUAUAUGACCAAAGUACGCAGCCUUCCUUCUUUUUAAGAAUUUUCGAAACUUUUCUCCAACUUGAAAUAAAAGAUAGAUGCGGAAUCAAUCGGACAAUCCCAACUCGUGACAAAGGGCAAUUGGUAUAUUAAACCAAUCGGACAGAAUCAACUCGUGGAAAGAGGCAAUUGAUAUAGGAUAGAUGCUCGCCACAACUAGACGCGUUCUCUAGUUGAUAAGAGACACGUGAAACUCCUGGAGACUCUCGACAGAAGCUUGCACAAAUGUUCACAAAGGAACACGAGUAAAAACUCUUAAUUGAUAACUUGAAUAUUGGGUAUAAAAUUCGUAGGUCUUACACCCUCUAUUUAUAAAGGUCUCAAAAACAU